Messenger RNA from Ruditapes philippinarum (Manila clam), 3924 nucleotides. RefSeq lists its product as uncharacterized. The transcript is spliced from 10 exons. The coding region runs from base 292 to 3270 and encodes 992 amino acids. NCBI's taxonomy places the organism in Eukaryota, Metazoa, Mollusca, Bivalvia, Venerida, Veneridae. The record is from RefSeq and is a predicted model, not a curated record.
GAUUACUUGUAUUUACAAAUUGGACUUAUAUGUUGCUCCUCAGAAAAACAGUAUAUUUUAAACGGAAAACUUCUGGAAUUUUCUGAAAUAUCAAUAAUUUUGCAAAACUGCUGAAACUUAAUUUUCUAAGUCUACAAAUGUAAAAUUGUUGGAAAUGGGUUUACGGAUUACACACUAUUCUGAACACCUUUUCAAAGGACUGAUCGUUUGUAAGACAGACAAACUCAUUAGACUAGUCUGGUAAUUUUCAGGAAAGCAAUGAUGAUGCAACGAAAUCAUCGUUAGAAAAAGAUGGCAGACAAAUAUUAUAGACUUGUUUGCUUUGUGGUAGAUAUUUGUGCUGACGUACUAAGGAAAUAUUUUGUAAAACUUGCCAAAACUGAUGCUGGGAACACUUAUACAUCAGUUGAUGCAUACUUAUCUCACAGAAAGCGGGAUGUGAUGCAAUUAUUUAAUAACAAAAAGCUCAGGAGAGAUCAAUAUGAUUUAUUGUAUCCUGUUAACGGCACCGCUGAUGAAAACCAGUGGGACGUAUCAAUACUUUUAACAUUGAUAUCAGAACUUUUUGUCACACGUCUGCAGCCACUUGUAAUCGUUGCUUUGAAAACUGAAAUUCGAGGGAUUCGCAAUGAGUUGCAACAUCACCCAAAUACUGGCAACAUUUCAGAUGAUGACUUCGAUGAUUAUUGGGGACGAUUGGACGAUUCUGUUAGGCUUAUAGCAAAGAAUGCGCUUGAUCCAAAUGAUCAAGCAUCCUUACUAGAGAAAAUAAAUCAGAUAAAAUGUAAUCAUCUACCGAAUCUCAGUGAUUGUUUUCGUAUUUGGCAUGCAGAAACCUCUAAGCUGUUGUUAAACGUUAUGAAUGAAGUACAGGCAAAUGCCGAAGAAACAACUUCCAUUCUCAGACAAGUGACCGUCCAGAAACCAGGACCUUCAGGGGACAAAGAUAAAAGAAUCAAAGUUGCUGAUGAUAUACUGACACGGCUUCAAGCGGGGUUUGAGUCAACGAUGAAAGAAUUAUCAGACGAUUUCAACCCACCAAGUGAAAUGACAGACAUUCGAGCUAAACUAAGAAAUAGCCAUCAUGUGGUUGUAACCGGAUGCAACAAUAGUCGUUACUUUGAGACCGCUCUUGCAUCAGUAAAGGGGAUGGACUAUAAUUACAAACGAAGCGUAGAAAUGCACACGUCGUCUGAUUGGCGACACAUUGAUCCUACAGAUGUAGACUUGGUUUUAUGUAGAGAUCCAUUUGGAGGAUUUUCUUAUGAUGAAAGCAAAGCUAAAGCCAUGGAUGAUAUAUUUAAAAGCAUGAUGCAUUCAACAAAGAGAAAUAAUGGCGAUAAAGCCUUGGACAUUGUCAUAGUAACAGACCUUAAGAUUUUGGAAGAGUGCAAACUGCAUCAUGACCAUGAAAUCUUAGAAGAAGUGGUGAAGGUGUUUACUAAGACAAGUUCAGCACAGCCGGCUGAUCUUACAAUAGGUUGUGGAGGUCAAAAUAUAUACGUACAACAGUCCUUGGUGUCAGUAUACAGAAAUUUAGAAGUGAUGACGAAGAAUUUUUUGAGCGAAUAUCAGGUAUUCAGCCUUCAAGUGAAUGCGAAGGUUUUCAAGACAGCGAAAGAGAAGUUCAAGACAGGUAAAGCAGUAGUAUUAACAGGGCCUAAGAAAUGUGGUAAAACUUCUGUAGCUGUUGCGUUGGCAUCUGCUUAUGAAUCAUCCCAAUGUUUACUUCUCAAGAAGCCUAACGAUGUCAAUUACAUUGACCUUACAAACAUCUGCUUAGUUAUCAUUGACGAGUUUGCUGGAAAAUAUCGUUACGAAGAAAAUGAUGUGUACAAAUGGUACAACAUGUUUGAUCACCUGUACAGAGCAGUUAUAGCAGGGAAUUUCAACAUGGUAUUAACGUGUGAAAAGGGUAAACUAGAAAAAUGUAUCAACGAAAUUGGACGGCAUGCCAUUCUUGACCACGUGGUGGAUGUACCUUUACAAAGAAUUGUCGUUAAAUCAGAGGUUACUGAACGGCUAGAAUAUGGACAUGUGUCUGGACAGUUAGUCACUACAGAUCUUUCUAUAGGCCCCAUAUCAAAUAUCACACAGUCUAAGAACUACACACCACAAUUGACAGUGGUACCGUCACAAUUGCCAAACUUGCUGUCAAGUCAUAGCACGAUGAUUCCGGUUUCAACAGGUAAUACUUCACUUCAAGGACUAGAAUAUGGCCAUGUGUUUGGACAGUCAAAAACAAAUCAUUCUAUAGGCACAAUAUCAAAUACUACACAGUCUUAUAACUACGCACCGCCAUUGCCAGUGGUACCGUCACAAGGGCCAAUCUGGCUUCCGAUUUCUACAGAAAAUGCGUCACUUCUAGGUAGAGCACAAAGGGAAGGAAUACAAAAUUCGAUGCAGUUGAAAAGAGGAUUACAAAGUGAGUUACCGACCGAGACAACUGAUUUGAGUGUAAAGAGAUCGAGGUCAAUGUCGUCAGAUGUAUGGUUAGUCGAAGAGAAACGUGAAAUUAACAUCAAGAUCAAUGGUGAAAGUAAGGAUUGUUGGAUUCAUGGAAGUUGUAUACUACCUUCAGGAGAAAUUCUGCUUGCAGAUUACAAUAAUAAAAAAUUGAAGAAACUUGAUAGCAUGUAUAAUGUAAAGUGUGUAUGUGAUCUUCCUUAUAAACCGAAUGAUGUUUGCUAUGUCGGGGAUAAUGUAGCUGUUGUAUCACUGUUGGGAAAGAAACUUCAGUUUGUUGAUACUAAACAUAGUAUGAUACUGAUUAGAUACAUUGAUACAGAUCAUUCUUGUAUUGGUCUGGCUUGUCAUGGUGAUCAGAUGUAUGUUAGAGACAUUAAUGGUUCUGUUUAUAGUUAUAGUACAAAUGGUAUAAAGCAGCAGAUGAUUUAUUCACCUAGAAAAUAUUCAUCUCUUUAUAACAAUAUUACUGUGAGUAAUGAUGGAAGUAAGUUAUACCUUCCAUGUAAAAAUGAGAUUGUUACCAUUGAAAACAAUGGAAAACAUUUGUUUACAUUAAACAUUGAAGACAUAUAUGUCUCAUGUGGAGUUUGUGUAGAUGAUCAAGGUUAUGUUUAUGUAAAUGGUAAGAAUGGGAAUUUUUUACAAAUAAGUGAAGAUGGUAGAAUUAUACUUCAAGUCAUAACAAACCUAUCUUACAUGGCAGAUGCAUAUAAUCCUACAUUAACAUUUGAUAGGAAAAAUAAAGUUCUGAUAUCAGCAGGGUGGUCAAACAAAAUUGAAGUCCUUAAACUAAGGAAAUAAUGUUAAACUCAAACAAGAUGAAUAAAUAGGAUACCGUGAUCAUAUAAUCGACAAUUAAAUAAAGUUAAGAUUUCUUAUUAUAAUAUAUACUACAUUUUAUUUUUACUGGCAUAAUGUAUAGUUAGAAUUAUUCCUGACAGUCACUAGAUGGCGGAAUAAAAACGAUUUUCUGUUUUCACUUCAUAGUGUAGAUAAAGCAAGAUAUAUGUUUAUAAACUUUGACUUUGACAAUACAACAUAAGAAUUUAAUUAUUUACUAGUAAUAAGACACCUUCUAUUUCUUCCUGUUUCAAGUCAAAAGUAUAAAUCUUAAUGAUUAUUUUAGUAUGAUUUUGAAAAAAAAACUACCCCAAAUUGUAUGGAUAUUUUUAUGAUAUUUUAUUCAAAAAUAAUGUUAUCAACAUGUCAAAUAAUACAGUAUAACACAAAUAAAUAAAUAAGUACAAUAACAACACUAUCGUACAUUUACAAUAAUAACAAUAAUGUGUGUACUAUUAUAUGUAAUUAUGCAGUAUUUCAAUCAUGAAUUUUACAUGGUGCCUUAAAGAUCCUUUACACAUAUAGAAACUAUUUCCUAUAUAUUCUCUACAUAUCGCAUGUAAAUAUAUUGAAUUUUGCUUCACAUAUUCAAUUUCUACAUAUUUUUAUUCAUAU